Molecule: messenger RNA, 504 nt
Organism: Fulvia fulva
Lineage: Eukaryota; Fungi; Ascomycota; Dothideomycetes; Mycosphaerellales; Mycosphaerellaceae
Exons: 1
Coding region: 1-504 (167 amino acids)
Biological process (GO): nucleotide catabolic process
Molecular function (GO): hydrolase activity
Source: RefSeq, a predicted model, not a curated record
AUGGCAGGGGGCAGUAAACAUCCUCUUCGUCGACUGCUUCCAGCACAUACACCCGUCAGUGCCGAUAGUAUGGAACACAGCAAUGAGCAAGCGGAGUCCACGUCCACAGUCCUUCACUUGGCGGGCGUACAGACCCAGGUGCCAGUCCUUGAGACCCAGCCCGACAAGGACCAACCCCAGGUGCCUGGCUACACCACAGUGGAUGAUGCCGGCAACGACGGUGACGACACGAUCCACCAACCGAUCAAGUUCUACAAUGUGCCAAAUGUGAUCGGUACCAACGUCAGCUUCGCGAAACCUGAAUAUGCCCAACCAUUCGAACCGGAGAACGUCAACUAUCUGCCAGUGCAUAUCAACGAACCAGAAACCGUGGAUCUGAUCUACAACGACUUCAUCCAGAACUGGAUCCUACUUGCGCUGAGAUAUCUUGGUGAGAAAAGGGAGGUGGCUGACACGGAGUCGGCACUGCAGGGCAAGCCUAUGACCGAUGUCAUCAGUGACUGA